AUGUGCCGCAUGUACAAUGAUUAUCGACAUAUUGCCGGUGACGGGGCCGAAUGCACCUUGAACUCGGUUGACUUCCCCGAGUUCGCCAUGAGUGCUAAGAAGGACGGCGGCGGAGGAGGCAUUAACUUGGCGUUGGCGACCAAGAAAAAGACUCUAGCAUUGCAGAGCAUUGGAAGACGUCGCCAGAUGGAUAUUUGGACCAUGUUCUGGGACGUGACUGAUCUCUACGGCCAAGUUCACAUAGUGAAAGAUGUCGCUAGCUGGAUGAGCAAUGGCAAUAUGACAGAGGGGCGAGCAUAG
Annulohypoxylon maeteangense is the source of this 300-nucleotide messenger RNA. RefSeq lists its product as uncharacterized. The record is from RefSeq and is a predicted model, not a curated record. NCBI's taxonomy places the organism in Eukaryota, Fungi, Ascomycota, Sordariomycetes, Xylariales, Hypoxylaceae. Bases 1 to 300 code for a protein of 99 amino acids. The transcript has 2 exons.